AUGUACCACUCUACGACGCCACAUCUCGCGUCUCGCCAACCGAAUCCAACUCUUUCAUGUUCUCAUCCCUCAUCCAGCCGUCUUCUAUCCAUCCCGCGGUUCUCGAAAGGUACGGGGCCCGCGUCCCCACUUCUGCCGAUCUUGGUCUCUGACGUACAGAACCGAGAUAUCAUCGGCGGAGUGAACGGAGGAUUCCCGGCUUACUACUACAGUACGCCUCCGCGCCUCCGCCUAAAAGCACAACAGAUAUCAGGUCGCCUUUCUUUUCCUUGGAACUGCUGCACGAAUGCGAAAGGGUUUGAAUGUAAUAAAGUUUUUGGAAUGAAAGUAUCAAUACAUGAAUAUAAAUAA
Molecule: messenger RNA, 351 nt
Organism: Chondrus crispus (carragheen)
Lineage: Eukaryota; Rhodophyta; Florideophyceae; Gigartinales; Gigartinaceae
Exons: 1
Coding region: 1-351 (116 amino acids)
Source: RefSeq, a predicted model, not a curated record